This is a messenger RNA of Manduca sexta (tobacco hornworm), 5201 nucleotides long. RefSeq lists its product as uncharacterized. The transcript is spliced from 8 exons. The record is from RefSeq and is a predicted model, not a curated record. The coding region runs from base 1084 to 2415 and encodes 443 amino acids. NCBI's taxonomy places the organism in Eukaryota, Metazoa, Arthropoda, Insecta, Lepidoptera, Sphingidae.
GAGAGAAGUAGAAUGGUGUGGUGGUGUUUCUACUGUUUAUGGGCGGUUGCAUCGCUUACCAUAAGGCAAACGGCAAGCUCGUCUCGUUCGUUCAAAGCAAAAAAGAGUUACAUCACAAAGUCAGAUUUACAGUUACAUUAUUCAUGACAUGUCUGGUCACCGGAGAAAGUAAUAGAUAAUCUCGACUUUAAAUUCUAGCUUGCACGUAAAAUAGUUAAGAAAUUUAAAAGCUUAUCUAUGUUCUUUAUCGUAGUCUCGCAGCCCUGUCCACAAUACUCACGUACAUUCCCGCGGCACUCUGGACGCGUGUCGUAUUCCCUCGCCUUAUUCCAUUAGGCUGAACCUCCGUCUCACGUCGCCUACAUCAUUCAGUUAUGUGAACUACAAAGAAGUGCGCUAAAUACUUUUCUUUCUCUGUCACAUUUUAUUUAUCAGUUUUAUGUGUGUUAUCUAUAUUUAUGCCGUGGUACGUUUCUACUGUCUCCGUUGCAAGUAUUUCAUACAGAUUGUAUUUAAUUCGGCUAUCCGGAUCGUAGAUGUUUUAAAAACUUGGUCUCAACUGUAAUCUAACUGUAUGCCUCAGAUUAUAGUCGACGGCAUGACUUAGUGUUAUCUCUAUCCGCGUACAGAUGUACAUAUGCGACUUUCCAUAUUAGCAAUAAGCCGCGUCGUGAGGCAACAUUUGGCGCAUUUCGAAAACUUCAGUGUGUAAACGAGAAAGUGUGGUACAAGGAAGCGGUUUCGAUCCACGCGUGAUUACAAAUGGGUGAUCCGCAAAUAUUUGGGUUUGAGAUUGAUGGAUUGAACUUUGAAUUAGUAGGCUCUGUAUACUAUUGAACUACGUCGUCAUCAGAGUACAUGAUAGUGAAGUGCCAAUAUUAACUGUAACUGUGUGUAACUGGUUACAAACGUACUCGCUUACGAGAGAUCUACAAACUAAGUUCUUGAUACAAAACAUAACGUCAUUCAUUUCAGUGUAGGGUGACAUCUAUGUGACUGAUGUGGAAUUUUUUAUCCAUUGUCUGCUAAUCCCGCUUGUGCCGAAGAAAUCGCAAGGUGUACGCGUCCCCGAGCCGGCGCAAGAUGGACACCAAGGGCGAGGGCGAGGAGAUGACCUACCCGCACAUCUGCUUCAUGGUCGACAACUUCGACGAGGUGUUCUGCGACAUCGUGGUGCGUGACGGCGAGAUGGUGUGCGUGGAACUGGUCGCGAAAGGUCGCGGCUGCAACGCGCAGGCGGUCAUCUUCCUCGGCUCCAUUCGGUACGACACACUCACCAGGGUCUACGACUCCAGGCAAACAUCGUUGUCGACGAAGGUGGCGCAGCGCAUGUCGUUCGGGCUGCUGGGCGGCAAGGCGGCGGCGCGCUGCGAGUUCGUGCGCAUGAAGGGGCCGGGCGGCAAGGGGCACGCCGAGAUGGCGGUGUCGCGGCCGCGCGCCAGCGGCGCCGACACGCCCGCCUCCGAGCCCGGCCUCGCCGCCACCGACAUGUGGGACAGCGACUGGGAGGACGACCCCGAGGAGAUGUUCGUCUACAGGCACCAGCGCCGCCUGAGCGACCCGUCCGCGAACAUCAACACGUUCUCGCGCGGCGGGUGGCGCACGAAGGAGUCGCGCGACAAGAGCCGCUCCGAGAACGAGGGGCUCGACUCGCUGCUCAACGGCGUCGCCGAGGUCGAGGCGGGCGACCUGCGCGACGAGCGCCGGCGCUGGCAGGCUUCCUCCGCGCGGCGCUGCGACGUGUCGUCGCCCGCGUGCCUGCACACGCUGCCGCUGUGUCGCGCGCCCGCGCCCGCGCCCCUCCCCCUCGCGCCCCUCACGCCACUCGCGCCGCUCGCCGCCCGCAGCGGCGCGCGAGUGUCGCGCAACGCCGGCAACAAGGGCCGGCGCGCCGCUCGCGAGCGCCGCUGCGAGGUGGCGGGCGACGCGGUCGAGCUGGACGAACGCGACAUCCUGUUCGGCAACUGCAACGGCACCGUCAGCGACGCGGGCGCGCGCGCCACCGUGCGCGGCGCCGAGGAGCUGCCCUGCCGCCUGCCCGCGCUCGACGACCACAACGGCAACGACGGCGACGACGAGGCCGACAGCACCUCCGGCACCAGCGCGCGCGCCCGCCCGCCGCCCCGCGCCCGCCCGCCGCCCCGCGCGCGCCCGCCGCCGCGCCGCACCACGCCCGACGGCACCCACAUCUACUACUGGUGCGACGUGCCGCACGACCCCGCCGAGCUGGACGACGGCGCGUACAACCCGCUGUGGGCGAUGCGCGGGUUCACGCAGACGUUCCACCUGUGGAAGGAGGGCAAGCGGCAGCAGUCCACGCCACUCAACGCGUACCUCACGUACGUCACGCUGCCCUGGUGGACCAUCGCCAAAGACAUUCUUGACCACCGCGAGGAGCCCAUUUUGACUUUCUGAAUAACAACAUGGCAACACCCACACCACCACGAUAGUCUUUCCAGUGUUAUGUUUAAUUUUCUACGAGUCAUACAUAAAGGUUAUUAUAAUAUAACAUAUUAUGUUAUAGCAUAUUUCAUAGCAUAAGACGCCUUCACAUACCGGGUACCCUUAAUGGAUAAAUAAUUUUGAUGUAAUUUCUAAUCAAUAUAUGCUUGCCUUGAAGAAAUUUGUGUUUUUCGUAAAUACAAUCGACAAUGUGUCGUAAUGUUAGACUUUUUUUAGUAAUCCAGUACCAUUCAAGUGCAAUUCAAUUUUAGAAAAGAUUUUAGAAGUAAUAUGGAACAACCUGUUUGUUAAUAUUAAAAUGUCGACUAAUUAAAAGAGGUAUUUAAGUGGUUUUGAUAUCACCUUUAUGAGUGGUGGUUUACACUGGUGAUCACUCACCAUGUUACCUAUAGCUACCGUCAUUUUGUUAUUUAAAAAAACAAAUGUAAAAUAUAUUUUAAAUAAGUACAAAUAUCCACAUCUUCCACAGGAUGUUCUAUAUUAUUGAAGUGGUAUACAGAGUGAUGUAAAAUAUAUUGUGCGUGUAAAAGCAUACGUAACUCGAUGUAGUGAGGGUCUGCCGUUGCCUUAUGUUCUGUGCGGCGCGGUGUUCGCCGGUCGCUAGUCAUGUCCGCUCGUGUGGAUCUUAUUUCUAGUCAGAUACGUAUAAGUACCCACGAGUUAACAGAGUACCUACACUGUUGUGAUGUCAUUACUGUCAAUGUCAGCCAUAACCUUAAGUAUGAUUAGUGUAAUCUCGUAUUUAUUUUUAAUAUAAUAUUAAAAAAAUAGUGUUAACUGAAUAUGUAUGAAGUAAAAUAGAUAUAGCAAAUGAUAACCGUUUACCCAUGUUGAUUUGUGAAAGUGUAUACGCGGUCAUUUAAAUCGAUGAAAAUAAAUAAAAUUCAGCUUGAAUAUGGUGUUUGAUGGGAAAUUUUAAAUAUUUCAAUCAAGGAAGAUUGAUUUUAAAUGCGUCGAAAAAAUGGUAUAAAUUAAUAAUUAGAUAGAGGGACACAUGUCGAUACAGGGAAAGAGAUGUAAGAUGUGUAGAGACGUCACUGCCGUAACGAGGCGCAGGCACGUGUCCUUUCCACCACGCGAAUAUGCCUUUAUUUUACUACCCAUCAUAAUGAUGCUGUCAUCACAUAAAUAAAAAUAAUAAUAAUAUUUUUUAUUGUAAAAUAAUCAAUAUUAAAAAUAGACAAAUACCCAAUUUUUAACCAAUUAAAAUCAAUUAUUGUGUACCACAUAUAAGCAACCUCGAACAGGUCGAUUAUUUUCACAAGCGAUUCAUAAGAGAUAGAAUUGAAAGCGGAUUUAUUUGAUCUCGUUCGAUUACCAUUCCAAAGAUAGUGAACAAAUUAAAGCGUGUUAGAUGUAAAGAGUGAUUGAUAUUAUUAAUUAUUUAUCGAUAACUUUUGUUUUAUUUAUACUUUCUCUAGUAUUGAUGUCAUUCAUUUAUUAUACUCUAAACGGCACGCCAUUGUUGCUAAUUUUUGGGCAGUCCGCUCUUUAGUCCUGAAAUGGGAUGAUCGUCGUUUUAUGGGAUAUCCCAUUACAGGAGUUGAGCCUGUGUCCGAGCAAAGACCAACGUCAUGGGAAUGUUUUAGACACUAUGUACUAGAUCUGAAAAAUGUCUCCUUUACUGACGUGCUGACAAAAAUAUAAAGCGUGACGUACGGUCGAAAUUUGAUUACAAUAUUUCCUAAAUUAAAAUCAAAAUUAAAAUAAUUAAGGUCCGUAAAAAUAUGUAACCUUGAGACACUAUAUUCUCAUUCUAUUCCAGUAUGUAAUCUGUUUCGACUGUGCGGUGAACAAUCAUGUUACAAAUAAUUUAAAUACAUUCCCACUUAUCGAUAAAUGUUAUAAUUCACUGUUUUGACAAAUUAUACCUUAAAGAAUUGUUACACUAUGUUCAAGUAAAUGUCAUUCGUCAGUUAAAUUAUUAACCAGGUGAUGUAAACUGAUAAUAAUUUAUUUGGAAUCACAGGAGCUAGCGUGACUUUUGUAUUUGGCUGUUUUAUAUUACAUAGAAAAGAAAAACCGGCGCUAACUGUCUGCUUCACUCAGUUUACGAAUAAGACAGUAAAUGAUGAAUGUACUUUCUUGUUUACAAUUUAUUUGGGAACUUAACUUACGUUUCUGGUUGUUUUAUUCAAUAUUCGAUUAUUAACGUUAACUCUGACAUUAUACAAGUCCUAACUCAAAUAAUAUUUGUGAGUCAAAACAGUCAUUAUAAUGUUUAUAGAUAAGUCCAAAACCUAGUCAUUAGUUAGGCCUAACUGUAAGACAAAUGUAAACCUAUAUCCAUAAGUAACAAAGAACGCGCGAACCUCAGCUCCAACAGAAGAAUACGUUAUUUUUGUAUGUUCCGUUCUUGUAACCAAGUCUAGUGCAUUGCAAUAAUCAUUGAGUCUGAAUGAACAAUGUGUAACAGAUAAGCAUAAUGCAUGAGGAAGUUGGUAUCCUGUGUGGCAAAGGCGUGGUGGUGAGCAAUUCCUGAGGCCCAUUAGCUGUAAACUGCCGACAUAUAAUUGCUAUAUUUUCAAUACUAAGCCAUGUGUAGCCUGCUUUAGUUAGCAAAGAUCCUCGAAGGGCAAAAUAUUUUUAUACAUCACUACUUUUGUUGACUCUUUUUUUUUAUAACAGCUCUAUUGUAUGAUUGUUGCAAUGUACUAAACUAUAACAUAGUAGCGACAUAUAUUGUCACGGUAGUUUCAUAUUUGUAUGAUUUGACUGAAUAUAAUUAUUGCAAGUAA